Messenger RNA from Brassica oleracea var. oleracea, 4033 nucleotides. Its product is annotated as ATP-dependent helicase rhp16-like. The record is from RefSeq and is a predicted model, not a curated record. Lineage: Eukaryota; Viridiplantae; Streptophyta; Magnoliopsida; Brassicales; Brassicaceae. The transcript has 15 exons. Bases 241 to 2355 code for a protein of 704 amino acids. Gene Ontology annotation, molecular function: ATP binding; metal ion binding; ATP-dependent chromatin remodeler activity.
AGGUGUGACUGUGAUGUCAAACAAAAGUCAGGUAGUCGGACGAAUAGGAAGCUGACGCGUGUGUUUUUGCGUUUCCCGCGUUAUUGACAGUUACACUGUUAAUAAACCUAUGCUCUAUUGAAGAAGGCUAAGAGGCUUCUUUUGCUUCUCUUAGAACUUUCCCCGCUCGAUGUUCUCCGCGCGACGAUUUUGAUAAACCCUAAUUCCCCAAUCGCCUAUCGUCAAUUUUCUGGGCGCGGGAUGAAGAUACAACCCGGCAAGAAGGCGAUUCAUCCUUUCAACGAAGUUGACAACGUUGAGGAAGACGGCGAUGACGAAUCUUCUUCAGAUGGCAAGCGGUUGUGGGAGAUCCGGGAAAAAGAAGAUCAGAAAUGGAUCGAUGAACAUGAGACAGAGGAUGGAGAUUUGGAUCAUCUGAAUAAUGUGAUUACUGAAACUGCCGAGCCGCCUCCUGAUUUGAUUAUUCCGCUGUUAAGGUACCAAAAGGAGUUUUUAGCAUGGGCAACAAAACAGGAACAAUCAGCUGUAAGAGGAGGCAUUCUCGCAGACGAGAUGGGGAUGGGAAAAACCAUACAAGCCAUCUCUCUUGUUCUUGCCAGACGUGAAGCUGCCAGGGCUCUGUUUAGAGAAACAAUGGGGCUCACCCUUGUAAUUUGUCCUCUUGUUGCUGUUUCUCAGUGGUCAGAUGAGAUUGAGCGGUGUACAUCCCCGGGAAGCGCCAAGGUCCUUGUAUACCAUGGGGCUAAGAAAGUGAAGAAUGCUGAAGAGUUCAAGAAGUACGACUUUGUAUUGACAACAUAUUCUACGCUUGAGAGUGGAUACAGGGGAUGCAUCGUGUCGUCCAAGACUGAACAAACAUUAGAGGAAGAUCAGAUUGGUAAAGUGGUCAGAGAGAAGCCUAUUUUUCACUCUAUUAGGUGGAAUCGGAUCAUUUUGGAUGAGGCUCAUAACAUCAAAGAAAGACGUAGCAAAACUGCGAGAGCUGUUUUUGCUUUGGAGGCUAAGUACAGAUGGGCUUUGAGCGGUACCCCUUUCCAGAAUAAUAUUGGAGAGCUUUAUUCUCUGGUUCGCUUUCUGCAAAUUCGUCCAUACUCGUAUUACCUUUGCAAGGACUGUGACUGUGAACUUCUUGAUUUCCCUACGAAUUCAAGGUGUCAGUGCUCUGAUAACGCAUGGCGACAUUUUUGUUGGUGGAACAAGAACUUUGUGAAUAUGAUCAAGGGAAACGCGGAACGAAUAAAGCGAGCCAUGAUAUUUCUUAAGCACAAAAUUCUGAAAGACAUCCUCAUAAGACGUACUAAAUUGGGCCGGUCAGCUGAUCUUGCCCUUCCUCCUAGAAUCAUCACUCUAAGGCGGGAUGCACUAGAUAUAAAAGAGUUUGAUUACUAUGAAUCACUAUACAAACAGAGUCAAGCGCAAUUUAAUACGUAUGUUGAGGCUGGGACAUUGAUGACUAACUAUGCACAUAUAUUUGAUCUUCUUACCCGUCUUAGACAGGCUGUUGAUCAUCCAUACCUUGUGGUGUAUUCACAAUCUAGUGGUGCCAAUGCUAACUUGAAUGAUGAGAACAAAAAGGAGAGCGAAUGCGGUCUCUGCCACGAACCGGCUGAGGACAGCGUUGUGACUUCUUGUGCGCAUGUGUUCUGUAAAGCUUGUUUGAUUGAUUUCUCUGCAUCCCUGGGAAAAGUCAGCUGCCCGACAUGCUCGAAACUACUGACUAUGGAUUUGACUACCAACGCUGACACAGAGCAACAGGCGGAAAGCAAGACAACACUUAAAGGAUUGAGAGCCUCAAGCAUUAUGAAUCAGUUAAAGCUCGAUGAUUUCCAAACAAGUACAAAGAUAGAGGCUUUGAGGGAAGAAAUCAGGCUCAUGGUUGAAAGAGAUAGGUCUGCCAAAGCAAUUGUUUUCAGCCAAUUCACAUCAUUUUUGGAACUGAUAGACUACACCCUCGGGAAGUGUGGGGUUAGUUGCGUUCAACUGGUGGGAACAAUGUCCAAGGCAGCUAGAGAUGUUGCCAUCAAUAAAUUCAGAGAAGAUCCAGAUUGCAAAGUUUUCUUGAUGAGUAUGAAAGUUGGAGUGGUUGCUCUCAACCUAACAGUUGCCUCGCAUGUGUUCAUUAUGGAACCGUGGUGGAACCCAGCGGUUGAGAGGCAAGCACAAGACAGAAUACAUAGGAUCGGACAGUACAAGCCAAUCAGGGUUAUGAAAUUCAUAAUAGAGAACACAGUGGAGGAAAGGAUUCUGAAGCUUCAAAAGAAGAAGGAACUUUUGUUUGAAACGACCGUUGAUGGUUCUCAGCGGGGCAUAGGAAAGUGGACAUCUGAAGAUUAUAAGUUUCUGUUUACCACCUAACUGAAUCUAUCAGAAUAUAAACGUUUUUGUAUGUGGGAUCAUAAGACAUUUGAUGAUGACUCAUCUAUGAUUUGAUACUCCCUUGCACGAGAUUACAAUAUUUCUCUGAUGAAAUCAAGGUUAAGCGUGUCCUUGACAAUGAGAAACAAACCAAGAAAUAUCACAAGCAAGAUUCCAGACGACAUGAUCCCUUGUUCAACCUCUAACGGUAGCUUCCUCCCACCUCGAACCGCCUCCAACAAGAUCAAAGCCAAUGUUCCGCCAUCUAGAGCCGGUAACGGCAACAGGUUGAUCACCGCAAGGUUUAGAUUCAGCAAUGCCGCAAACUGGUAUAGCCCGUCCGCGUUUGAUUUCGCUACUUCAGCUCCAACCGCAAUGAUGGCAACCGGACCAGCGACUUGGCUAGCGGUUUGAGAGAAGUUGAGGAAAGUCUUUUUCAAACUGUCUAAAACAUUGUAAGAGAGACCAAAGAACUCUCUACCGACGAAACUAAAAGUCUCUGUUACGUUCUUCGGUUUCACCUUUGAGAAUCUCACGUUCGGUGAUAGCUGAACACCGAUUCUCCCUGUCCCGUCGAAACUCUUAUCAGGUGUGAUCAUGAUAUCGAAACCUUCUUUACCUCUCUGGACCCUUAGCAACACACUGCGAUUCGGAUUGCUCUUCACGACGUCAACAACCUUGGAAACGGAGUCAGAGCCGUAGCUGGAGAGCUCACUGCCAUCAACGGCUAAGAUAACGUCUCCAGGAAGCAAUCCAUCGCGAGAACCAGCAGAGGAAGACUUAACGUCAGGGACAAGAACUCCUGGAAAGGCUUCUUGAACCGGUAAGCCAACGAAGACAACUUGAGCAAAGAUUAUAGCGUAAGCGAAGAUCACGUUAGCUACGAUUCCAGCUGAGACCACAACCACUCUGUCCCAAAUAGGUCGGUUCUUGAGGAGGUUUUUGUCGUCCAGAGGGAUUCCACUGUUUGGAUCGUUGUCAGGGAAUCCGACAAACCCGCCUAGAGGAAAAGCUCUAAGAGAGUAUUCCACGUUGUUGGAAUUGAACUUAGCUAGGAUGGGACCGAAACCUAUCGCGAACUUGCUGACGUGGAUGCCUUGGAGAUGAGCGGCUAAGAAGUGACCUGUUUCGUGGACGACUAUGAUCGCUGUGAGAACAGCUGAAGCUUCGAGAACUGACUCGAAACUUCCAAUAUCGAAUCCGGCGAGAGCUCGUGGUUUAUAACUGAUCCUUUCACCAUCGUAUGGGUUUCAUUUGUUUCUGAAGAAAGUGAAGGAAAGGUGAGAUUUUGGGAGGUGGGUUUUGGAUGGGUUGUUUAGCUUGGAGAGGAAGCUAGGUAUUCGAUGAGAAAUUGGAGCGGAUGAGAUGUUUAAUAGCAUUGUUUCUUCGUGAGGUUUGGAGAUUUGAGAGUACGGAGAAGAGAAAGUAUAGAAGCCAUUGAAAAACAGAGGAGAUAAAGAAAAAACAUGUAUGGCUCCGUCUCUUGUAUGUGGAUGGGAUUAAAGACACAAACUACACUCCUCUUAAUUGGUUUUGGUAACAAAAUAAAUACUCCCUCUGGAUUUGAAUAUAUGAUGUUUUAGUUUUUUUUUCUUGUAUACAAAUGUAUGAUGUUCUACUUUUCAUUAAUGCAUUUUGCGUUUAAAAUAAAAUGUAAAAAAUAUAAGUGGUUGAAUUU